AUGGGAUCGCCACUAUCACCGGUCAUCGCCAAUGUCGUAAUGGAAAAGCUGGAACAGGAGAGCAUAAGCAAUCUGGAGACAAAACAAAUACACAUGAAGGUGUAUAGAAGGUACGUCGACGACUGUUUGUGUGUAGCCAGGAGAGAGCACAUCGAAACGAUCGUGGAUACAUUCAACAGCUUCCACGAAAGACUGCAAUUUACAGUGGAGUACGAGAAGGAUGGGAAAAUAAAAUUCCUGGAUAUGAUGCUCGAACGGGAGGCUGACAAAAUAACAACGGCAUGGCUCCCCAAACAAACGGAUGGCAGGUACCUGGACUUUAACUCGAAAAGUCCAUUCCAACACAAGGAAAAUACCGCGAUAGCCCUAAUUGAUCGAGCGAUCAAGCUGACCUGCGGAGAAAAACGUCAGGAAGCACUCGAUCAAGCCACAAGGAUUCUGCGGAAAAACAACUAUCCGACCUGGUUUGUAAACAGAGUGAGGAAAAAACGAGUUCACAAACACUACAACACAAUGGAAGAAAGAACGACGUCAGACCAACCCCAAAAAUAUGCAUCCGCCCCCUACAUACCAUGUCUGAACGAGAAGCUGAGAAAAAUCCUGCAAAAACACAACGUGAUCCUGGCUUCCCGACCGCAAAACAAAAUAAAAAAGUUAGUGUUCAGUAAGAUGAAGGAUCCGAUACCACCAGGCAAGCAGACGAAUGUGGUGUACUCCAUACCGUGUGGAGCCGAAGACGGGAAGGUGUACAUCGGGCAAACUAAACGAAUGCUGGAGGUACGAAUUGCGGAACACAAGAACGACAGUAAAAAGAGAGUCCCCAAAUCUGGCCUUGCAGUACACACGAUCGAGGAAGGGCAUGUGUUCGAUUUCGAUAGCACAACGAUUUUGGAACGAAUCGAACACCCAGAUACCAGGAUGAUCGCGGAGGUGUUCCAUAUUAAAAAGCUAGGCGAACAGCAGACGGUAAAUCUCCAGCGAGAGUGCGGGAAUUUCAACACGACGUACAAUGGACUAUUGGCCCGACUACGUGGAGAAACCCGAGCUCGAACGAGAGAGAGAACGAAUGACGUCGAAAACGAACCGAACAGAAUGGGUGUCGAAUAG
Molecule: messenger RNA, 1107 nt
Organism: Aedes albopictus (Asian tiger mosquito)
Lineage: Eukaryota; Metazoa; Arthropoda; Insecta; Diptera; Culicidae
Exons: 1
Coding region: 1-1107 (368 amino acids)
Source: RefSeq, a predicted model, not a curated record